Bombina bombina (fire-bellied toad) is the source of this 2796-nucleotide messenger RNA. Its product is annotated as NXPE family member 1-like. Lineage: Eukaryota; Metazoa; Chordata; Amphibia; Anura; Bombinatoridae. Bases 1 to 2796 code for a protein of 931 amino acids. The record is from RefSeq and is a predicted model, not a curated record. The transcript has 8 exons.
AUGGGCUUAGAGCGUAUCGACCUGAGAUUUAGAGGAGAUGAUAUUGACAAACUGUUAUUAAAGGCUGAGUGCAAAUGGAUAUAUAAUUUGAACUCACUACAGCCAAGUGUCUCUGAACAGUUUGCACAGAUACAGAACACUGGUAUAAUUAAUGAUAAUCUGUCUCAGGGAGAGCGUAAAGCCUUGAAUGAACUUAUGUUUCAUAAAGAAUUGGUCAUUAAACCGGCCGAUAAGGGCGGAAAUGUUGUGAUCUUGGAUCAGAACUAUUAUAUCAGUGAAGCUAUACGCCAACUUUCUGAUAAUGACCAAUACACCUCUGUGACUUAUGAUGAUUUUCAGAAAUCACAUAAUGAGUUAUUAUUUCUUCUAAAUGAUGCUAGGAUAUCUAAUUUAAUUACCACCCAAGAACAAGGCUAUUUGUAUAAUGCAAAACCAAAGAUUCCAGUUUUUUAUUGGAUUCCCAAAAUUCAUAAAUCACUAUCAAAACCUCCAGGUCACCCCAUGAUCUCUGGGAUGGGGGGCCCUACUGAGGGUAUUAGCAGAGACGUGGACCAUUUGUUACAACCUUUUUCCUGGUCUAAUUUCACUAUAUUGUCAUAUCUACAAACUCAGCUCAUGGACUACAGAGCACCCAGCACAUCUGAACUUAAAGAUGUUGACUUAAUUAAUCAGAUUCUCAGUGACAUAAAUAACAGUAUCCCCAGUAUCAUUGUCACCAGCUUGAACACCACCACCUGUGCUACAAAGUGUCGAGUCCAGAUAUUGGAUCCUGCACAAAAAUACUCUGUUGGAGACUUUUUAACAGUUCAAGUGGAAAUGUUUGAUUAUCUGGGCCAAAGGAAGACCUAUGGUGGAGACUUCUUCAGGGCCAGAAUUUAUUCCACUAAACUUAAGGCAGGGGCAUCUGGGACUGUUCGUGAUUUUAAUAAUGGCACCUACCAUGUCUACUUCACUCUAUUUUGGGAAGGUGAUGUGACAAUAUCAAUUAUUUUAAUGCAUCCAAGUGAAGGAGUGUCAGCUUUAUGGAAAGCAAGAAACAUGGGAUAUCAAAAUAUUUACUAUACAGGAAAAUUUCUCAACAAAACCAAAGAGGUUCAUACAGAAUGUGGAUUUAUUCUGGAUUCUCCAGAAGGGAAAUGUGAGUACUCAGAUAAGAGAAAGGAAGAACACUUUUACUGCAUCAAGCCUCCAGGAGUGCCGUGUGAGGCCCUGAUAGCUAUGAAGAGCAACAACAGACCCCAUACAUAUCUCAGCAACUUGGAAAAAGGUCUCUUCAAUGGGUCUAAUAUGGCUGUAGAGAUUGCUAAAGAGCUGAAAAUAGUCAUGGUUCAAAAGAAUCAAACUUCUGUUUCCGGCAAGCCUUCACAGGGCUUCACAGGGCCUUCACAGGGCUUCACAGGGCUUCACAGGGCCUUCACAGGACUUCACAGGGCCUUCACAGGGCUUCACAGGGCCUUCACAGGGCUUCACAAGGCCUUCACAGGGCUUCACAGGGCCUUCACAGGGCUUCACAGGGCCUUCACGGGGCUUCACAGGGCUUCACAGGGCCUUCACAGGGCUUCACAAGGCCUUCACAGGGCUUCACAGGGCCUUCACAGGGCUUCACAGGGCCUUCACGGGGCUUCACAGGGCUUCACAGGGCCUUCACAGGGCUUCACAGGGCCUUCACAGGGCUUCACAGGGCCUUCACAGGGCCUUCACAGGGCCUUCACAGGACUUCACAGGGCCUUCACAGGGCUUCACAGGGCUUCACAGGGCCUUCACAGGACUUCACAGGGCCUUCACAGGGCUUCACAGGGCCUUCACAGGGCUUCACAGGGCCUUCACAGGGCUUCACAGGGCCUUCACAGUGCCUUCACAGGGCUUUACAGGGCUUCACAGGGCCUUCACAGGGCCUUCACAGGACUUCACAGGACUUCACAGGGCCUUCACAGGGCUUCACAGGGCUUCAAGCUCCAUAUGGAGCUUGAUAAAUAUGCCCUCAUGUCUCUACCAUCACAACAUUUUCCAUAUUUAAGAAACGAGUAUUUGACCCGAAAUUAUACAAAAGACAACUCCAAAUGUGUGACUGGGAUGUUGUUGCCUUUCCCAAGUGGUUAUUUCUUCAAUAAUCUUUGGCAUCCUGUGUUUUGCAAUAUCUCUUCAUUUGAGCCCUUGUCUAAGAUUAAAACCUGUUUAUCCAGGAAAAUGAUUUACCUCAUGGGAGAUUCCACCAUUCGACAAUGGAUAGAAUUCAUUCCUGCAGUUAUGCCAAAUGUGAAGUUUUUUGACCUUCAUGGAUUUGGCUGGCAAAAGGAAUUGUUAGCAUUGGACUUGGAAAGGAAUAUGUACAUCAUGUGGAAGAAGCACGGGCAUCCUUUUGUGACACAAAGUUUCUUUACAGUUAAAAAUCAUGCUUAUAUAGCACAAGAUAUUGACAGAGUAGCUGGUGGUUCCAGCACAGUUAUUGUCAUUGCCUUGGGACAGCAUUUCCGUCCCUUCCCUCUUAUUGUGUUCAUCAGAAGACUUCUCAGUGUGCGGAACGCCAUAGUGCGCCUCUUUCAUCGCAGUCCAGACACAAAAGUCAUAAUCAAGUCUGAGAAUACAAGAGAUGUCAACGCAGAUGUAGAGAUAUUCAGCGACUUUCAUGGUUAUGUUCAAUAUCUCUUAAUGAAAGACAUCUUCCAAGGGCUUAAUGUUGGGGUUAUUGAUGCUUGGGAUAUGACAACAGCCUUUGGCUCAUUCAAUGUACAUCCUCCAACAGAUGUAAUCAGGAACCAAAUCAACAUGUUCUUGACUUAUAUAUGUGAUUUAUAA